AUGAAUGAGGCAAAAUUCUGCAAAUUUAUGGCAAUGCUCCAGCAAUUGAUAAUAAAUGUGCCUUUGGUUGAGGCACUUGAGCAAAUGCCAGACUAUGCGAAGUUCAUGAAAAAUCUUGUGACUAAGAAACAGAAGGUUAGCCAUGAACCGAAGGACAAUCUCUUUCAUUGUGUCUCUAUCUCUACAAGGUCUUUUGUUCAGAAAAAGGCAGAUCCGAGCGCGUUUACCAUCCUAUGCACUAUUGGUUCCCUAAAUUUCACAAAAGAACUAUGCGAUAUGGGAGACAAUAUAAACCUAAUUCCACUUGUUGUAUACAAAAAAAUUGGUUUGGGGGAUCUUACUCUGACAAACAUGCAGUUAGUGAUGGCAGAUAAGUCUGUGAAGCGACCUAUGGGCAUAUUACAUGAUGUCUUGCAUAAGGUGGCCGAUUUCAUUCUGUCUGCUGAUUUUGUAGUCCUGGAUUGCGAAAUGGACUUUGAAGUGCCCAUCAUAUUAGGUAGACCAUUCCUUGCAACUGGGCGAGUGAUAGUAGACAUCGAGCUGAAUGAGCUGGAGUUCAGGCUCAAUGACAAAGAAGCACGCUUCGAAAUACACUCAUUUAUGACUCAGUAA
This is a messenger RNA of Capsicum annuum, 612 nucleotides long. RefSeq lists its product as uncharacterized. Lineage: Eukaryota; Viridiplantae; Streptophyta; Magnoliopsida; Solanales; Solanaceae. The record is from RefSeq and is a predicted model, not a curated record. The transcript has a single exon. The coding region runs from base 1 to 612 and encodes 203 amino acids.